This is a messenger RNA of Aedes albopictus (Asian tiger mosquito), 5830 nucleotides long. Its product is annotated as maternal protein pumilio. The record is from RefSeq and is a predicted model, not a curated record. NCBI's taxonomy places the organism in Eukaryota, Metazoa, Arthropoda, Insecta, Diptera, Culicidae. The coding region runs from base 190 to 1860 and encodes 556 amino acids. The transcript is spliced from 9 exons.
CAAAAGUGGACUUGAAAUUUUGUGAAUUUGCUUUGUCUGCUCUUGUGUGGGGCCCCAGAAAACACGAUUUUGCCGGACGACCUUUUUUUUGUUUCGUUCUGAGAGAGUGAGUGACUGCGUUGAUGCCGCUGCUGCUGGGUGUCGCAAAGUGAGUGAGUGCUGUGCGGAUGAAUUUGACUUCGGCGCUUCAUGCACGCUAAGCUGCAGCAUCCACUCGAGCCAGAGGCGGCCGCUAUGAAACUGCUCGGUGGACAUGACGACGGUGGUGGACGAGGCGCGCCCAUCCGGUCACAGGACGACGCCGCAGUCGGUUAUGUCUUUCAGCGGCAUCCCAACGAGACCGAGUUCAACCAGUUCGCUCAGAAGCAGUCCCGGUGGGCUUCCGGGGAUGAUACCAUUAUCGAUAACCAGGACAAAUGGAAGUACAACCCAACGCUGACGAAUAACAGCACCGGCGGGCUGCUUCCGCCUCCGUCGAUGGUCUCGAUCAACAAGCACCAUCAAGCACAGCCACAAGCCCAGCAGCAACAGCACCAACAGCAGCAGCAGCAACAACAACAGCAACUGCCCAUGAUCAAUCACCAUCCGUCGCAACUGGCGAACCACUUGAACCACCACCAGAACCAUCUCAACCAGACAAUGCUCAACCACACGGCCAUGGGCAAUGCGGCGGCUGCGGCUGCCGCUGCCAGUGGCCUUCCGACGAUGCAGAUGCCCAUGCAGGGUGCCGGCAUGUACGAUCACCUGCAUCCGCCGAACGUUAACGUGAACGUGAACGGAGUGGUACCGAAGCCCCCGCCCGGCCAGGAACAGUUGGUCUUCCUAGGCGGUGGCCAACAGUACGGAGUCCUCGCGCCGCAGAACCAGUAUAUCGCCCGGAACAAUGCAGCGAUCACCACAUCGGCAACGAAGAAACUCUGGGAAAAGGGCGGCGGCAAUGAUGUCAAGGUGGCCACCGGGGGCGCCACCGGUCCGCUGGCACCGCUCCAGCUGCACGGCACCACCGAUCAUCAGGUAUGGCGUGAUUCCACCUGGUCGUCCCAGGGCGACGCGAUACUGGCCUCGAGACGGAUCUUUCCCCACGCACCCGACACGAAUCCGACCGGAUCGACAGGAAUUUUGAGCCCACGAGAUUCCACUGGAGGGCUCGGUGUAAAAAUGGUAGAAUAUGUGCUUGGUGGAUCUCCGACGAACAAGGAAAGCCCGCUUGCUAGUUUAGAACCUCGAUUUAAGGGAUUGAAAUUCGAUGAUAAUGACAAGACAUCUGACGAUAAAGACAAAGCAAACUCGCCAUUCGAAUCGAACGGUUUGAAGAAGGAGGAAGUGAACUCAACCAACGGUGUGGUGAUCGUAAACGGAAUUGAUGACGACAAAGGAUUUAAUCGCACGCCCGGUUCCCGGCAGCCGUCUCCUGCGGAGGAACAACUACCGCGAGCUUCCAAUCUGCUCGAUGCUCCGUCGCACCAUAACUCUGGCUUUCCACAGCACCACUCUCUGCACCACAUGAUCGGAUCGGCUGCUGCUGCUGCCGCGGCCGCUGCCGCUGCGGCCGGAGUUGUCGGAGCCGGUGCCGGGGGGAACGAUCUGGCCCAGCAGGCGGCCGCUGCCGCUCUGGGAUCCUACCACCAUCCGCAGAUGAUCAACCAGAUGAACCAAAUGAACCAGCUCAACCAGAUGAACCAGAUGAGCCAGCUCAACCAGAUGCAAAGCCACGUGAUGAACGGCGUAGGCGGGAUCCCGCAGAUUACGCAGAGCCAAAUGGUUAGUCAACCCGGCCAGGGUCCUAACCAGAUUGAGUCGCCUGCCAACUUGCUGCAGCAACCUCAUAACUUCGAUGUACAGGUAUGUUUACAACACUAGAACCAACCAGGAAAUCAUUGUUCCGACCAACAGCAUGACCAAACGGAAAGUAUCUACCAUUAUACCAGGAAGUAAUUUUCCAGAUCGAAAACAGCAAUCCGCCUUUGACCCAUCCAUCAAACGCGCAAACCUAGGUAAAAGAUUUCCAAUCACUUCAAAGGUUCUCGCAAAAGGCAAAAGAAAACCCUUCAAUCGAUCGGUUUCGAAACUGUUUUCGAUCGCUCUGCUUCCUAUAUACAUACCCAGCUGUACACAGCAGGUUACAUUGCGAUUGCAACUCUCGAUUCACUCACUUUGAUUUUUCAAGUACCGUCGAUGGGGGUGACAAUGGGUCUGGGGGGUGAGAUUGGGUCAAAACAGAGAAACAUAAAAUUUGAAAUAGCUCAAUAACUAUCGAUAAUUUAUAUUGAAAACUUUAUAUUAUUUCAAAGGGGAGAUGUUUUUACACGUCAUGAUGCAGAAUAAGAUGUUUUGCAAUAAUCGUUCUUUGUUAAAUUUGUGGCUAAACUUAUAUGAUGAAACUACUAGUAAAUCACUCUGAAUAAAUUUCUCCUUCAUAUUGUUUAAUACAAGUACCUAACCAUAAAUUUUCUUAUAAGUGGUUAGCUGUAGGUAUUACCUGGUUGAUGUAAUAAAAAAAGCGGGCUGUCAUUGCUCUUUUUAUUUAAAAACUUAAUAUUUUCGACCCUAUGUCUAAAUAUUAAGAAUGGGGGUGAGAUUGGGUCAAGCAAGUAUCGAGUGCACAUAACCUUAACUAAAAAUUCAACUUGUUAUCCAGUCCCCAUUUGACGUUAGAGUGGUGCCAUGUUUACCGUAUUUUCACUAAAGCACGCUUUCUUUCAAAAAUAUGUCGAGAAGCGUCAAACGAGUGUGUUAAUACGUUUAGUGCCUAAAAUCAUUUAUAACAAUACACCCAUGCGUGUGGACAGCUCCUCUAAUCAUCAGCUAAUCUUUAGUGUACUGCAAUAUCGGAAGCUCACAAAAUAGACUUAACAUAAUAUUUGAACGACCCUCUAUCUUGAGAUGGAGUGAUUUGCUUUAGUAAUAUAGAGGCCAAUGAUCAUGUACAUAGGAGUUUAUAACGGAGGCUUUGGUUAGACAUUUCUUAUGCAGUAUACAAAAACUAGCAUGUUUUUUUUACAAUCAAUCUUUCAUUCUUUCUUCGCCCCUCUCUCAUUAUAAUUUCUCCUCCUCUCAUGGAGGUUGAAACUCUUAAUGAGGAUUAAUAUGAUGGCCUAAAAUGAUGAUACAGUAUACAAACGUUAUUUUAUCAAAUUUCGACCAUUUUUCCGUUGUAUUAGCCCUUUUAGGUGGAUUAAUCAUCUUUUAAAAUUAUCUAUGCUUUUAUUCGUCAUGAUAACAUUGUGUAUUAAGUAGGUUUACUAUAUAUGAUCAAUAAAAUUAAUUUAUAUUCUUAGAUAGGUGAUUUCGAAUACUUUGACCCAUUCUCACCCCCUCUAAGGGGUGAGAUUGGGUCAAUUUUCAUUCAUUUGUAGUUUACUAAGCAAUUCAUAUAACGUGAUAUUUUCUUGCUAAACUAUCAUUACCACAUAGGAGAGUAUACAUACCAAAUAAAAAGUUACUCCGACUUCAAUUGCAUUUGUUAUUUAACAAACAAUCUUUGAGUAUCGUUUUUUGACCCAUUCUCACCCCCAACGACGGUACAUGUUCUUCCUUACAUAUCUGCCCGCCGGCUGCUGCUCCAUUUCUUCACCACGCUUCGUCGUCCCUCGAUUGAAUGGGAGAAUGAUGCAGCCAGCAGCAUCCCAGAUUCAAGAAACCUGCAAUCGCAGGUUUGUUUGCGUCCCCCCAUUUAUGUCUCUGUUCGCUCUGUUCUCUGUUUGGAACAAAACAGCAUACAAAAGCAAACCACAAAAAGGUACCCCACAUCACAGCACAGUACUAAGUGCGAAUCGAGCUCACUCACAACACAAGAGACUAUCACCCAUCUGUUUGCGCACAAUGGUCGCGAAAAUCGUUUGUUUUUGGUCAAAAUUAUUUUUAACUAGCUGUCCCUAGUCAACUCCGAAUCUCCGUUCAAAAUGUAUGAAAUUUCAAAAACUCAAAUGAUGAUAAUGAUGAUUGUGUACCCACCAUCAGCGCAAGGAUUACCCAUGGCUGCAGAGUCAUACCAGAAGGGAAUGAUCUGCCUGAUGGUUUGUUGUAGCAGGGUAAGCAAAAUUCACUGGAAACCUUCGGAAGACAACACGAUGGUUGUUAUCUCGUGACAAAGUCUGGCCACCCCACGAACAUUUGUCCAGAAACCAGUUCAUUUAGCUUCCUUAGGCUACCCGUCCCAAAAUCUCCUUUUAUCAUGUAAUUUAAAUAUAAUUAAUUAUAUAGUUGUCCAAUUACCUGAUUUUACCUGAAAUAAUAAAUAUUAUUAUGAUAUAUAAUUACAACUUUAUUUACCUGAACAGCGCUGAAACAAAUAGUUAUUAUAUUAAAGUUAUAGUUUAAAUCAAGCGAUAAUAUUGAAACAAAUGGAGUAUUAGUAGUGAAAAUACAAAAUAAAACAAAACAUUAAAAAAAAACAAAUUUUGGUCUUGUAAUUUUUCUGCAUUUAAAUUAUUGGAGCUGGAGAAUUACGAAAUCACAAUUUAUUAUGGUAUCUUACGCCGUAACGUACCAUUAGAAGGUGAUCUACCCGCGCUACGGGUAUGAAAUUUCAAAAACUCAAUUUCCAUGUUCUUUGCUUCACAAACCUUCCUUGGAUGAAAACUAACAGAACAAAAUAGACUAACAGACCCAAAUAGGACUCUCCGUUCGCAAGUUAUGCGUGGUCCCACGUAUGCCACGUAUGCAAGAAUCAUACAUACUAUCACUCAGUUGCAAUGAGUUACAUUCACUUGCUAUCUUCUCAACUCAGAAGCAUGCUUUCAUAAAACGGUGUAUAAAGGACUUUUUCCUCGUAGUUUUAUCUACAAGUUUACCGAGUAUAGUAAGUGUUGCACAUGCAUACCAAGGUCGUGAUAAAGCUAUGAAGCAGAUUCUCCAUGUAGUGAAUGCAAAUUACACUCACUUCGUCGAGAGCCGUUUCCAUAGCUCAGUCACGACUUUGGAAUGCGUGUGCGACCCUUAGUUAAUUCGGCAAACUUUAGAACCCGAGUUUCAACAUUAGCAACAAUACCAUUCCAAUAAUGCAACAUGUGUUCAGUAAUAAGGAUUCUAGUAUGUUCCUUGUGUACUAGUACUUUCCAGUCUUCGAAGAGUUAGUACAUCCAUGGACCCCUAACCAGUGUUGGUAAAACUCAAAUUCUCAAAUCUCAUGCUUGAGUUGUUUCACGCGCGAUUCUUGAUUCGCCAAACUCAUAACUCAUUGCGUUAUUUCUUGGUGUUCUUAUUAUUUACAUCGAAGUGUUUAGUAUUAUACGAAAGAACAAAAGCAAACCUAUCGAACAACAACAUUGGAUGUCGUUCAAAUUGGUUUGGAUUCAUUUUACAAGCGAACGAUAUUUCGGCGCUUGACUCGUGAGAGCGAGAUUUUGCAUGAAAAUCUCGCGCGUGAGAAAAUGAAUCAGAAUCGCGCGCGAGUUUGCUCACGUAGGAGCGGUUCAUGAGUGUGCUUUAAGUGUAAUUUUACCAACACUGCCCCUAACCCAAUUCGAUUUCCUUUGCAUUAAGUUUAGCCUCAGAUGGUGUGGUUUUUAACUAUAUGUAUAGUAAAGUUGGUAAACUUAUCCCCGGAACAGGUGGUCCGUAGUGCUAUUCUAAGCCGGCAGCUACACGGGCAAUAUCCGGCCUUAGAUAAUAUUAAGUUUUUCUCAAUAAGUCCUUAGUUUACUUUUUUUUUUCCUGAAAUGAAAAUAACAAACUCUCGUAGCUUCACAAGGAAUUACCUACUUUAGAAAUACGCAUGGAGAACUGGAUCUAUUUUUUUUAGAAAACCCACGGUUUCCAUAAAAAAUAAUCCGAAAAAAAAAACCGGAAUUUACAAAAAACUAAAAAUAUAAAUUUUGAAUUUGUUCCA